AUGCCUGGAACAAUCGAGGAGGCAAUUGUCCAUGUAGCUUUUCAAUUUGCGGCCAAGGAAGGCGUACUACUCGGCUCACCAACAGCCCUCGUGGAAUAUCUGACCAGCGAGGGAAUACUUCCCCUUGAAAAAAUCGGAAAGUUCACCUACCAGCGGCUGUGCGAGUUCUGCGAUGAAUACCAACGCAUGGUCAGCGUCCACAAGGACGGCGCUGGGCCCUCUUCGAGCCCAGUUGCGAGGGCCAGGCCCAAUCGUGAUGCGCCUGAUGCGAUGAGCGUCGAGUCGUCUGACAGUGCCUACGAAAGCUACACUACAUCAUGGCUGGAGAAGACAGAGGACUGCGACCUUGUCAUUCGACUCUAUCUCCACCCCAACGAUCCCCAAGCUCGCGGGAAGCCGUUCAAUGGCAAGUUCCGCCGGGAGAAAGGAAGCUUGAUAACGUCCAGGGCGGCAGAGAGGUAUGGUGGCGAACGAGAAGGGCAGCGCAUGAGAGUACAUUUCAAGACUGUCGUGCCGUCGGGAGAAUACAUUUCAGGGACAACAUGGUGUACCAUUCGGGACCUCGACGAGGAAGAGCAGCCUGACAUAAUUCUUUGCAUCGAUUGCCUGCAUCAAUCCCAAGUGGGUGACAAUGAGGGCGAUAUCUUUGAGAAUAAACCGCACAUGCAGGAUCAGCCAGGUGUGAACAUAUCCAAACGGCGGAAGAGGAUCAUGGCAGAACUGGUAGUGGAAGUAUCAGGAGUCCUCGAACGAGAAGAGAAUGCCUCAAAAAGACCAAGGAUGGAACUCCCGCCGGAUGGUUAG
This is a messenger RNA of Thyridium curvatum, 804 nucleotides long. RefSeq lists its product as uncharacterized. The record is from RefSeq and is a predicted model, not a curated record. The transcript has 3 exons. Lineage: Eukaryota; Fungi; Ascomycota; Sordariomycetes; Thyridiales; Thyridiaceae. Bases 1 to 804 code for a protein of 267 amino acids.